Molecule: messenger RNA, 1847 nt
Organism: Drosophila mojavensis
Lineage: Eukaryota; Metazoa; Arthropoda; Insecta; Diptera; Drosophilidae
Product: organic cation transporter protein
Exons: 4
Coding region: 120-1643 (507 amino acids)
Biological process (GO): transmembrane transport
Cellular component (GO): membrane
Molecular function (GO): transmembrane transporter activity
Source: RefSeq, a predicted model, not a curated record
UCGGAGUGGUCAAGCAUACACUGGAAAAAUAUUCAAAGUCAGUUAGUCGAGCUCCGAGCACAGAUGGGAGCACUUCAAUAAAAGUUUUGUUGUAGGUAAUCCAAAUUAAUUAAUCAAUAAUGGCGGACGAGAAACCCAAAAAGAAAUGGGAAUGCUGUAAGAAGGGUCCUCCGCAGCCCGUGGAGAAGACGGCUGAUCCGAUCAUCUCGCAAAUUGGCGACUUCAAGGUCUAUCAGUUCUGGUACUGCAUGCUGAUCUUCCUCUGCAAGUUCGGCACCGGCUGGCACACGCUGGCCCACAUCUUUCUGGCCGCGCCAACGCCCCACAUCUGCAAGACGGAGAACGUGACGAAUGCGUGCAGCUCCGCCUGCAAGAAUCCCUCCUUCGACACGAGCAUCUUCAAGACCACAAUCGUAACGGAAUGGAAUCUGACCUGUAAGAAGAGCAGCUUGGCCAGUCUGUCGCAGUCAAUUGUUAUGGUUGGCAUUAUGUUUGGCAGUAUGGUGUUUGGCAUGAUAUCGGAUCGCUGCGGUCGUCGACCCGCAUUUUUGGGCUGUUGCUUAAUGCAACUUGGCACGGGCCUCAUUGUCUGCCUCUCUCCGUAUUUCUGGUUCUAUUGCGUCUUUCGCUUUCUGGUCGCCUUUGCCACUGGCGGCACAAUGACAACAAGCUUCGUGCUCAUCAUGGAGAUAAUCGGUCCCAAGAAACGUGAAUUGGUUGCCAUUUUGUAUCAAAUUCCGUUCAACAUUGGCCACGCCUCGCUCGCCGUGUUCGCCUACUUCAUACGCACCUGGCGCUGGUUCCAGUUCAGUGUGACCAUUUUCUCGGUUGUGUUCUUCCUGUAUAUCUGCCUGGUGCCCGAGUCGCCGCGCUGGCUCUUCAUCACGGGACGCUUGGACAAAUCGAUCAAGAUUUUGGAGAAGAUCGCCAAGCACAAUAAUGUGAUCACCGAGACGAUUCGGGGCGAGAUCGAGGCGGCCUACAAGGCAGUGUCGGCCGCGGCGCCAGUGAAAAAGGGCACCUUCAUCGAUCUGUUCCGCUACCCCUACUUGCGGUUGAAGACCAUUUGCAUGGCCAACAUUUGGCUGGUGGUGUGCAUGGUCUACUAUGGCACCGCCCAGUACAUUUCCAAGCUGGGCGGCAACAUUUUCAUAAACAAUCUGAUCGCUGCUGCCCUGGGCAUCCCCGGCACCCUGCUCUGCGUCGUGAUGACCAAGUACCUGGGCCGCAAGCUCACCAUGAUGAUUACCAAUGCCAUCAGUGCGAUUGGGCUGCUGGCGUUGGCAUUUCUCACUCAUGCCGACGAGAAAAUUCAGGUGGUGUGCGCGACCCUGGGACUGUUUGGCGCCUCCAUCACUUUCCCCAAUGCCUAUCUGUGGGGCGGCGAGGUAUUUCCAACUGUCGUCCGUGCGAACGGCUUGGGUCUCUGCUCGAUGGUCGGUCGCGGCGGCAGUCUCAUAGCGCCGCUCAUCUGUGAACUGGCUCUCAUCCGUGCCUGGAUAACGCCGUUGAUAUUUGGUUUAUUCUCGGUGUCGGGCGUAUUGGUGAGCUUCUGCUUACCGGAAACUCGAGGCGUUCAGCUACCAGCGACCUUCGAAGACAGCGAAGUAAGGGAGAAACAUAAGUUUUGCAGCCUCAAGUGAGCUGUGGCCCGACCCAGCUUAUGUCUAUAAAAGGAUUCAGGAACGUUUUGGUAAAUGCCCCUACCUAAACGCCGAUUGAGUUCAGUCCUGACAUCUAUAACAGCUCAAUUGGUCUUGUUGGUAAUGAGCAAUAUCAUUGAAUGAGUGGUUAAGCUUCGUAAUUGUGAUAAGUCUGUAAGCAAUAAAAAUUCUUUAAUCGAUCAA